Caretta caretta (loggerhead turtle) is the source of this 3140-nucleotide messenger RNA. RefSeq names its product kinesin family member 5B (gene KIF5B). Gene Ontology annotation, biological process: microtubule-based movement. The record is from RefSeq and is a predicted model, not a curated record. Lineage: Eukaryota; Metazoa; Chordata; Testudines; Cheloniidae. Gene Ontology annotation, molecular function: microtubule motor activity; ATP binding; microtubule binding.
UCGAGGAGGGGAGGGUCCGGACUCGCCGGCUGCAGGCGCCGCCAUGGCUGCCAUAUUGGGGAGGAAGUGAGAGCAGGAGGCGGCAGCGGCGGCCAGGGAGGAGCCCUUCCCCUCUCCCCUCCGCUGAGUGAGGCGCUGCUCUGCCGGCGGCGGCCGCUCGCAGGACUCCGGAGCGGGCGGCGUGGAGGUGGCGGCGGUGGCGGCUGGGCUGAGCGCCCCGAAGGCGGCGGCUUUGGCCUAAGAUGGCGGACCCGGCGGAAUGUAACAUCAAAGUGAUGUGUCGCUUCAGGCCUCUCAACGACUCCGAGGUGACCCGCGGCGACAAGUAUGUCGCCAAGUUCCAGGGAGAGGACACCGUUAUCAUCGCGUCCAAGCCGUAUGUGUUUGACCAUGUAUUCCAGUCAAGUACAUCACAGGAACAAGUAUACAAUGAUUGUGCUAAAAAAAUUGUAAAAGAUGUACUUGAGGGAUACAAUGGUACAAUAUUUGCUUAUGGACAAACAUCAUCUGGGAAAACACACACUAUGGAGGGAACACUUCAUGAUCCAGAUGGGAUGGGGAUUAUUCCAAGAAUAGUGCAAGAUAUCUUCAAUUAUAUUUACUCCAUGGAUGAAAAUUUGGAGUUCCACAUUAAGGUGUCAUAUUUUGAAAUAUACUUGGAUAAAAUAAGAGAUCUUUUAGAUGUUUCAAAGACCAAUCUUUCUGUUCACGAGGACAAAAACAGAGUUCCUUAUGUAAAGGGCUGCACUGAACGUUUUGUAUGUAGUCCGGAUGAAGUAAUGGAUACUAUAGAUGAAGGAAAAUCUAACAGACAUGUAGCAGUUACAAAUAUGAAUGAACACAGCUCUCGAAGUCAUAGUAUCUUCCUUAUUAAUGUAAAACAAGAAAACACUCAAACAGAACAGAAACUGAGUGGAAAACUUUACCUUGUGGACUUGGCAGGUAGUGAAAAGGUUAGUAAAACUGGAGCAGAAGGUGCUCUGCUGGAUGAAGCUAAGAACAUCAACAAGUCUCUCUCAGCUCUUGGAAAUGUCAUUUCUGCUUUGGCUGAAAGCAGUACUUAUGUUCCAUAUCGUGACAGUAAAAUGACCAGAAUCCUUCAGGAUUCAUUGGGUGGUAACUGCAGAACCACUAUUGUAAUUUGCUGCUCUCCAUCAUCAUACAAUGAGUCUGAAACUAAAUCAACGCUCUUGUUUGGUCAAAGAGCUAAGACUAUUAAGAACACAGUCUGUGUCAAUGUGGAACUCACUGCAGAACAAUGGAAAAAAAAGUAUGAAAAAGAAAAAGAGAAAAACAAGACACUGCGUAACACCAUACAGUGGCUUGAAAACGAGCUCAACAGAUGGCGCAAUGGGGAGACUGUACCAGUUGAUGAGCAGUUUGACAAAGAGAAAGCCAACUUGGAAGCUUUUGCAGUGGAUAAGGAUGUUGCUAUCAAUAAUGAUAAACCAGCUGCUACAAUUGGAGUGACUGGUAAUUUUACUGAUGCUGAAAGGAGAAAGUGUGAGGAAGAAAUUACUAAAUUAUACAAACAACUUGAUGACAAGGAUGAAGAAAUCAAUCAGCAGAGCCAAUUAGUAGAAAAGUUGAAGACACAAAUGUUGGAUCAGGAAGAGCUUCUAGCAUCUACCAGGCGGGACCAAGACAAUAUGCAAGCUGAGCUGAAUCGCCUCCAAGCUGAAAACGAUGCCUCUAAAGAAGAAGUAAAAGAGGUGCUACAAGCCCUUGAGGAACUUGCUGUCAACUAUGAUCAGAAAUCUCAGGAAGUAGAAGACAAAGCAAGGGAAUAUGAGCUGCUUAGUGAUGAACUCAAUCAGAAAUCGGUAACUUUAGCCAGUAUAGAUGCAGAGCUUCAGAAACUUAAAGAAAUGACCAACCACCAGAAAAAACGGGCAACAGAGAUGAUGGCCUCCUUAUUAAAAGAUCUUGCGGAAAUAGGAAUUGCAGUAGGAAAUAAUGAUGCAAAGCAGCCUGAAGGAACUGGCAUGAUAGAUGAAGAAUUCACAGUUGCAAGACUGUACAUUAGCAAAAUGAAAUCAGAAGUGAAAACAAUGGUAAAACGCUGCAAGCAGCUAGAAAGCACUCAAACUGAAAGCAAUAAAACAAUUGAAGAAAACGAAAAGGAACUGGCAGCUUGUCAGCUUCUUAUCUCACAGCAUGAAGCCAAGAUCAAGUCACUGACAGAAUAUCUUCAGAACGUGGAACAAAAAAGGAGGCAACUGGAAGAGUCUGUGGAUUCCCUUAAUGAAGAACUAGUCCAGCUUCGGGCACAGGAAAAAGUCCAUGAAAUGGAGAAGGAGCACUUAAAUAAGGUCGAAACUGCAAAUGAAGUCAAGCAAGCUGUUGAGCAGCAGAUUCAAAGCCACCGUGAGACCCAUCAAAAGCAAAUUAGUAGCUUAAGAGAUGAGGUUGAUGCAAAGGAGAAGCUUAUUACUGAACUCCAAGACCAAAACCAGAAGAUGAUGCUUGAGCAAGAACGUCUUAGAGUUGAGCAUGAGAAACUGAGAGCUACAGAUCAGGAAAAAAGCAAAAAACUGCAUGAACUUACGGUUAUGCAAGACAGAAGAGAACAAGCAAGACAAGAUUUGAAGGGUUUGGAAGAGACUGUGGCAAAAGAACUUCAAACACUACACAACCUUCGGAAGCUGUUUGUUCAAGAUCUGGCUACUAGAGUUAAAAAGAGUGCAGAGAUUGACUCAGAUGAUACGGGAGGCAGUGCUGCGCAAAAACAGAAAAUUUCCUUUCUUGAGAAUAAUCUUGAGCAGCUUACAAAAGUCCACAAACAGCUGGUACGUGAUAAUGCAGAUCUUCGCUGUGAGCUUCCUAAACUGGAGAAACGACUUAGAGCUACAGCUGAGAGAGUUAAAGCUUUGGAGUCUGCACUAAGGGAAGCCAAAGAGAAUGCAUCUCGUGAUCGCAAACGAUAUCAGCAAGAGGUAGACCGUAUUAAGGAAGCCGUGAGAUCCAAGAACAUGGCCAGAAGAGGACACUCUGCACAGAUUGCUAAGCCUAUCCGUCCCGGCCAGCAUCCAGCAGCUUCUCCAACUCAUCCAAGUGCAAUUCGUGGGGGAGGUGCGUUUACUCAAAACAGCCAGCCAGUCAUACUGCGUGGAGGUGGAGGACGGCAGGAUAAAGUGUAA